This is a messenger RNA of Phytophthora infestans T30-4, 864 nucleotides long. RefSeq lists its product as uncharacterized. Bases 1 to 864 code for a protein of 287 amino acids. NCBI's taxonomy places the organism in Eukaryota, Oomycota, Peronosporomycetes, Peronosporales, Peronosporaceae. The transcript has 2 exons. Gene Ontology annotation, molecular function: oxidoreductase activity. The record is from RefSeq and is a predicted model, not a curated record.
AUGGCUUCAUCCUGGCUCCAGCACGCGAAGGACGCGUGGGACCUUCAAGAUCUACUAAUGCGCAAGCUUCAGACGCUGGUAAGGUCGGACCUGGGUGAUGAUCACCGAGAGAAGACAUUGUCUGCCGUUAUGGAGCACCUUCUCGUCUCUGACCAAGAGCUGGUCGAGGCCGUGACCGAUGGCAAGGCGCGAAAGAAAAUCGACCUGUUCCUUCGGUUAAUGGAGGCUUGGUUCGGUCUCACCACUGACGACCUCAACCUCGACAUAUUUAUCGGUACCGACCUUAUGGGCGACGACCCUGGUGCUCAUUGCAUCGUCCCGUCAGGUUUCAUUGAGCACCUCGCUGAUCCGAUCCGUGACGUUAUUCACACGAACGUGUCGGUAACGUCAAUUAACUAUGAAAGUCCAGAUGGAGUGCUCAUCGAGUGCACCGACGGACGCCGCGUGAUGGCCGACCGCGUCGUUGUUACCACUUCACUGGGCCACCUUCAGAGCGGCAAACUGCACUUCCAGCCGGAGUUGCCCGCCGUCAAAACCGAAGCUCUCAAGCGGUCGAAGGUGGGCCAGUAUAUGAAGGUGCUGGUGCAAUUCCCCGAGGUCUUCUGGCCCAAGCACGCUACAUUCAUGGGCCAGAUUCAGCAAAAGAACACGAGCGAUGGUCGCCGCAUUUUCUUCCCGUUAGUGUUCAGCCACCACCUCGCCAAAGGGGUGCCUAUCCUGGAAGGUGUCCUUAUCGGUGAUAAUGCGAGCGCCGUUUCGGCUUCGUUCACUGACGAGGAGAUUGCGAACGCGCUAUUCUUGCAAAUGCAAAAGACCUUCGGACCCGCAGUUCCUAAACCGAUCAACCACUUCAUCACUCGGUAA